Urocitellus parryii (Arctic ground squirrel) is the source of this 2370-nucleotide messenger RNA. RefSeq names its product PHD finger protein 19 (gene Phf19). Gene Ontology annotation, cellular component: nucleus. Gene Ontology annotation, biological process: negative regulation of gene expression, epigenetic. The record is from RefSeq and is a predicted model, not a curated record. Lineage: Eukaryota; Metazoa; Chordata; Mammalia; Rodentia; Sciuridae. Gene Ontology annotation, molecular function: DNA binding; chromatin binding.
GAUGGCGCCCCGCGCCCGGGGGGCCCCUUCCUGAGCGCCCGGGCCCCUCCCUCCCCCGCCUCCCCUCCUCCCCGCGGCGCCCCCGCCCCGCCCCGCCCCCGCCGAGACCCCGACCCCGGCCCCACGGGCGGACACUCGGCCAGGCAGCCGCGGGCCGAGCGCAGCCGCCUCCGCCGCCGAUGCGCCUGGUGGCCAGACUCCAAGUGGGACCGGCGGACACGCAGCCUCGCGUGUCAGCAGAAGCUGAUGGAAAAUCGGGCUCUGGAUCCAGGGACUCGGGAUUCCUAUGGUGCCACCAGCCACCUCCCCAACAAGGGCGCCCUGGCUAAGGCCAAGAACAACUUCAAAGACCUGAUGUCCAAGCUGACAGAGGGCCAGUACGUGCUGUGCCGUUGGACAGAUGGACUGUAUUACCUCGGGAAGAUCAAGAGGGUCAGCAGUUCUAAGCAAAGCUGCCUUGUGACUUUCGAAGAUAAUUCCAAGUACUGGGUCCUGUGGAAGGACAUACAGCAUGCCGGUGUUCCAGGGGAGGAGCCCAAGUGUAACAUCUGCCUGGGGAAGACCUCAGGACCCCUGAAUGAGAUCCUCAUCUGUGGAAAGUGUGGCCUGGGUUACCACCAGCAGUGCCACAUUCCCAUAGCAGGCAGUGCUGACAGGCCCCUGCUCACACCCUGGUUCUGUCGACGCUGCAUCUUUGCUUUGGCCGUUCGGAAAGGUGGCGCGUUGAAGAAGGGCGCCAUCGCCAGGACGUUGCAGGCAGUGAAGAUGGUGCUGUCCUACCAACCUGAGGAGCUCGAGUGGGACUCGCCACACCGCACCAAUCAGCAGCAAUGCUACUGCUACUGCGGCGGGCCCGGAGAAUGGUAUCUGCGGAUGCUGCAGUGUUAUCGAUGCAGGCAGUGGUUCCACGAGGCCUGCACACAAUGCCUCAAUGAGCCUAUGAUGUUUGGAGACAGGUUCUACCUGUUCUUCUGCUCSGUGUGUAACCAGGGCCCAGAGUACAUCGAGAGGCUGCCCCUGCGAUGGGUGGAUGUGGUUCACCUGGCCCUCUACAACCUUGGGGUGCAGAGCAAGAAGAAGUACUUUGACUUUGAGGAGAUUCUGGCUUUUGUCAACCACCACUGGGAGCUCCUGCAGCUUGGCAAGCUCACCAGCACUCCUGUGACGGAUCGAGGACCGCAUCUCCUCAAUGCUCUGAACAGUUACAAAAGCCGGUUCCUCUGCGGCAAAGAGAUCAAGAAGAAGAAGUGCAUCUUCCGCCUGCGCAUCCGUGUCCCCCCCAACCCACCGGGGAAGCUGCUGCCUGACAAGGGUCUGGUGCCAAAUGAAAACGGCGCCUCCUCUAGCUCCUCUGAGCUGCGUAAGAGAGGAAAGAGCAAGCCUGGUUUGUUGCCUCACGAAUUCCAGCAGCAGAAAAGGCGAGUUUAUAGAAGAAAAAGAUCAAAGUUUUUGCUGGAAGAUGCUAUUCCCAGUAGUGACUUCACCUCGGCCUGGAGCACCAACCACCACCUGGCUAGCAUAUUUGACUUCACGCUGGAUGAAAUUCAGAGUUUAAAAAGUGCCAGCUCAGGCCAGACCUUUUUCUCAGACGUGGACUCCACGGACGCUGCCAGCACCUCGGGCUCUGCAUCUACCAGCCUCUCCUAUGACUCCAGACGGACAGUAGGCAGCCGCAAGAGGAAGCUGGCGGCCAAGGCAUAUAUGCCGCUGCGGGCCAAGCGGCGGGCGGCUGAGCUGGGUGGACGCUGCCCCUCAGACAGCAGUGCGGAGGGGACUUUGGGCCCCGAGCGGCCAGACGAAGGCAUCGAUAGCCACACAUUUGAGAGCAUCAGUGAAGACGACUCAUCCUUGUCACACCUCAAGUCAUCUAUCACCACCUACUUUGGAGCAGCAGGGCGGUUGGCCUGUGGGGAGAAGUACCAGGUGUUGGCUCGGAGGGUCACACCAGAGGGCAAGGUUCAGUACCUGGUGGAAUGGGAAGGGACCACCCCUUACUGACUACCCCUCGGGGGCUGCAGGGAGCCCUGAAAACCAGAGGGACAGCCGAGGGCACAGGUUUCCCUGUUUCCUCCAGGCUGGGUGGGGGAGGAAGCAGCACAGUGGCAAGGGCCUGGAGAGGCCUUGCCCAGCUGCCCAGCAGGCCAACCUGAGCCUGCACCACUGCUGUGCCAGCUCUGCUCUGCUCUGCUCUUGGUCCAUGGCCUCCCUAAGGUCCCACUGGCUCUUUUUUAGUGUCUUCACACUCCACACCCCUCACACUGUUUAUUGGUUCUUCCUGAGUUUGUGUCCACCCCUAUCCCACCCCCCACCCGGCUCUGUGACUCUAACUCCUGAGGCCCAAAUCUUUCUGUCCCCAUUACUUUGUCCCUU